Messenger RNA from Hemiscyllium ocellatum (epaulette shark), 8457 nucleotides. RefSeq names its product membrane-associated phosphatidylinositol transfer protein 2. The coding region runs from base 399 to 4412 and encodes 1337 amino acids. Gene Ontology annotation, molecular function: phosphatidylcholine intramembrane carrier activity; phosphatidylinositol binding; phosphatidylcholine binding. The record is from RefSeq and is a predicted model, not a curated record. The transcript has 26 exons. Lineage: Eukaryota; Metazoa; Chordata; Chondrichthyes; Orectolobiformes; Hemiscylliidae. Gene Ontology annotation, cellular component: cytoplasm. Gene Ontology annotation, biological process: phospholipid transport.
CCGCCACCCCCGGCAGUUGGUCGGAGCGGCUCUGGGCUGGACGGUGAGGGGGCCGGGAGUGUCCACAGCGGCGACCCCGGACUGACACAACUCCGUGUGAGUGGACGGAAAGGGCGAAGGGCAGUAUGAGUGAAGUGGCCUGGCGAGGACGUCCCGCAGCUCGGCCGGCGGGCGGGCGGGCGGAGUGUCUCCGGGAGGUGAGGAGAUACUUGCUGUGUAAAUGAGGCAGCUGUCAUGACGUCAGCAAGCAGCGAUGCCGUUCUGACUUCCUCCUUGUAUCUUGAAACCAAGUGGAAGUUGCGUACAAUCAGGCUAUAUUUAUGAAUCACACACUCUGAGAUUUUGCCGACAGUCCUUGGAUUAUUUUUAAGUUGUGGAAGGACAUUGCUAAAAACAAGAUGCUUAUCAAGGAAUACCACAUCCCUCUUCCCAUGAGUGUUGAGGAGUAUCGUAUUGCACAACUCUACAUGAUCCAGAAAAAGAGCAGAGAAGAGACCUCUGGAGAAGGGAGUGGUGUGGAAAUCCUUGAGAACAGGCCAUAUAAUGAUGGUCCAGGUGGUUCAGGGCAGUAUACCCGUAAAGUCUACCAUAUUGGUAUGCACAUCCCCAGUUGGUUUAGGUCUAUUUUACCAAAAGCUGCAUUGCGUGUUGAAGAGGAGUCCUGGAAUGCUUACCCCUAUACCAGAACAAGAUAUACCUGUCCCUUUGUGGAGAAGUUUUCCAUUGAUAUUGAAACGUAUUAUAAACCUGAUUCAGGAGAUCAGGCCAAUGUAUUUAACCUCUCAACUGCUGAAAAAAGACUGAGGAUGAUUGAUCUGAUUGAUAUUGUCAAAGACCCCAUUCCCCCUCAUGAAUACAAAACAGAAGAGGAUCCUAAAUUGUACAAGUCUUUCAAGACAGGAAGAGGGCCUCUAUCUGAUAACUGGAUAUAUGAGUGCAAGAAUAAGCCUGGAAAAAUGCCAAUUAUGUGUGCGUACAAACUCUGUAAAGUAGAGUUUCGAUACUGGGGAAUGCAGUCCAAAAUCGAAAGAUUCAUCCAUGAUGUGGGUUUAAGAAAAGUCAUGCUGAGGGCUCACCGCCAAGCAUGGUGUUGGCAGGAUGAAUGGUAUGGCCUGACCAUGGAGGAUAUCCGGCGACUAGAGCAUGAAACACAACUCAUGUUGGCUCAGAAGAUGGCCGAAUUCAUGACUCAGUUCAACUUAAACGACAGUGAAGCCGAGCAAACUGGUCCAAAUCAAUCCUGCAGUGAAAGAGAUCUAGACAUCAACAAUUCCAUAAUCAAACCAGCACCUGAAAAUGCCACCGUGAAGGAGUAUAGUGGCUCAUUAACAGAAAAAUCACUAACCAAACAGUGGUCGACAUCAUCCAAAUCAUCACGUUCAUCAAAAAGAGGAGCCAGCCCUUCACGUCACAAUAUAGCAGACUGGCGAAUGCAAAGUAUUGCUCGAGACUCUGAUGACAGCUCUGAUGAUGAAUUCUUUGAUGCACAAGAAGACUUUUCAGACAAUGAGGAGAUCUUCCCUCAAGAAAUCACAAAAUGGAAUUCAAAUGAUCUUAUUGAUAAAAUUGGAGGGAGUUGUGAACCUGAGGAGAGCAAAAGUGACAUAUACCAAGGACAAUUAACAGAUUGUGUUCCUACCAGUGUUGAGCAGCUCGAUCAUAUUGAGGAGGGAGCAUCACAGCAGCCUUUGCAGUCCUGCAAGAUUCAUGUCCUUGUCCUCGUUCUGCAUGGUGGCAAUAUUCUGGACUCUGGCAGCGGAGACCAAACCUCCAAACAGGCUGAUGUCAACACCAUCACUUCUGUCUUUGACACGGUGAUGAGAGUGCACUUCCCUGCAGGCCUAGGCCACAUUGCAGUCAAGCUGGUUCCAUGCCCAGCCAUCUGCUCAGAAGCCUUUUCACUCAUAUCAAACCUCAGUCCCAUGAACUAUGAUGAAAGCUGUUUGUCUCACAGUCAAGAUCAUAUUCCAUUGGCUGCACUUCCUUUGUUGGCAACAUCAUCUCCUCACUACCAGGAGGCAGUUGCUACGGUGAUUUUCAGAGCAAAUCAAGUGUACAGCGAUUUUAUCAAAUCGCAAGAGGGUGUCUCCUUUAGUGGCCAGGUAUGUUUGAUUGGAGAUUGUGUUGGGGGAAUCCUGGGAUUUGAUGCACUUUGCUUCAGUAAUCAGACAGUCUCUGAGAGCCAGAACAGUAGCAGGAGAGGCAGUGUUGUGAGUGUACAGGACAAUGAUCUAUUAUCUCCUGGUAUAGUUGUGAACAACAGCUGUAUGUGCAAUGCUUCCAACCUGGAAACCAGCAGGCAUCUCAGUAGAAGCAACAUUGACAUCCCUCGAAGCAGCAUGGAUAAUCCAAAUAAACAGCUGCCAAGAAAGAGAAGUGAUUCUUCAACAUAUGAGCUUGACACAAUUAAACACCACCAGGCUUUUCUUUCAAGUUUGCAAUCUAGUGUUUUUAAGAAUGAUCCUGGGUCAAGACGAUCUAGUAGUUCAACCAUGCUGGAAGGAGUAAACCCUGGAAAGUUUGAAUUUGAAGUGACUGACUUCUUUCUGUUUGGGUCUCCCUUGGGACUGGUGCUGGCAUUGAGGAAGACCGUGAUUCCAAGCUUGGAUGUCUACCAGUUGAGACCAGCGUGUCAACAGGUUUACAAUCUCUUCCAUCCAGCGGAUCCUUCAUCUUCCCGCUUGGAGCCACUUUUGGAGAAGAAAUUCCACCUGCUCCCACCAUUUAAUGUUCCCCGGUAUCAGAGAUUCCCACUGGGUGAUGGCAGCUCUGUUCUUCUGGUUGAGACAAUCCAGAACAACCCCACCCUCAUCCUGGAAACUCCAUUUGUGACUCUCCAACGACAGGAGAGUGUAAUGGAAACUAGUAUUCCUGUUCCUGUCCUUAACUGGCAAGAUGGUUCCAGUAGGAAUCCAGCUGUUGCAGAGUCAGACGUUAUUCAGUGUCAUGCUGGUAUCCUCAUGGAAAGUUCAUCACCUUCCUCCCCCUUAACAGCCCCAAUUUUCCGGGGAUUCCGGAGGGCAAGUGAGGUCAGCAUUGCCAGUCAGGUGUCGGGAAUGGCAGACAGUUACACCGCUUCCAACAUCGCAAACAUUGCAGCAAGGUGGUGGGGAACGAAGAGGAUUGACUAUGCUCUCUACUGCCCAGAUGCUCUAACAGCUUUUCCAACUGUAGCCUUACCUCAUCUAUUUCAUGCAAGUUACUGGGAGUCAACAGAUGUUGUUUCAUUCCUACUACGACAGGUAAUGAGACAUGAAAAUGCAAGUGUUCUGGAACUGGACGGGAAAGAAGUUUCUGUAUUUAGUCCUUCAAAACCACGUGAAAAGUGGCUUCGCAAGAGGACGCAAGUUAAAAUACGGAAUGUUACAGCAAAUCACCGAGUGAGUGAUGCUAUUGUUACUGAAGAUGGUCCUCAGACACUGACUGGGAGAUUUAUGUAUGGGCCCCUGGACAUGGUCACACUGACUGGUGAAAAGGUGGACAUUCAUAUUAUGACUCAGCCUCCUGCAGGAGAGUGGGUUUAUUUUGACACAGAUAUUACAAACAACAGUGGUAGGAUUUCCUACGUCAUCCCAAAAGACAAAAGACUGGGAGUUGGUGUCUAUCCAGUAAAAAUGGUGAUUAGGGGAGAUCAUACGUCUGGAGAUAGCUAUAUUACUGUUCUACCAAAAGGAACGGAGUGUGUCGUGUUUAGUAUUGAUGGAUCAUUUGCAGCCAGUGUCUCCAUUAUGGGCAGUGAUCCCAAGGUCAGAGCUGGAGCAGUUGAUGUUGUACGACACUGGCAGGAUCUUGGCUACUUCAUUAUAUAUGUGACAGGGCGUCCCGAUAUGCAGAAGCAGAGAGUAGUGGCUUGGCUGGCUCAACAUAACUUCCCCCAUGGAAUUGUCUCCUUCUGUGAUGGACUCGUCCACGACCCCCUCAGGCACAAAGCCAAUUUUCUUCGCAGCCUUGUGCAAGAUGUGUCCAUGAAGAUCCAUGCAGCGUACGGAUCCACAAAGGAUAUUUCGGUUUACAGUUCUCUCGGCUUAUCACCAUCACAAAUCUACAUUGUAGGUCGCUCAUCUAAAAAGUACCAGCAUCAAUGUCAGUUUUUAUCAGAUGGAUAUGCAGCACAUCUAUCUCAGCUGGAGUAUAGCCAUCGAUCCGGUCCUGCUAAAAGUAAUUCCAGAAUGGUACUGCGCAAGGGCAGCUUCGGGCUACCCGGGCAGACAGACUUCCUGAGGAAACGGAACCAUUUGCUGCGCACUAUCUCCAGCCACCAAACGGCAUCCACAGUCCCAAAGCCUGAGCGGACACACAGCCAGUCUGACAGUGAGCGGGAUCGAGACAAGGAGCGCAGUCAAAGGAGCAUGAGCAUCACUGCAGGAUGCUGGGGUCGCACAGGCAUAUCAAAACUGGAAUCUGGUGUUUAACAGAAGGGGCAAGACACUGGGAAGAGAUAGCAAGACGGCUUCAGGGAAAUGGGUCAGCAUAACAAAUGAAAUAUCUGCUGCUGACAUGAGCAUUGAAGCAAGCACUGCGGGUGAAAUGGGUACCAUGGUGCUAACAAAAAGAUACGAAGAUGUAAACUCAUUGUGUUUAGUGUGAACUGCAGGCCUUAACAAUGCAGUGUUGCAUUGGGAACACUAGCUGUAAAGUUAACCUUCUCUUAGUCGUAGAGACAUAGUUCAGACUUUUAGACCCUGCUUAAUUCUGCAUCUUUUCUAUUCAGGGUUUGGCAAUGACUACUGUAAAUAUCCAUGCCUCCUCUCCACAAUAACUUAUCGUAUGUUAGUUCACUAGGUUUCUGUUGCUAACCAGACAUUUCUCAUGUUUUCUUGAAAUUCAGCAAGAACAUCAUGUAAGAUUAGCUGUUAUUUUUCAUGCAGUUUAGCUUUAUUAGCUCGAUACUGUAAAACCUCAGGUUUUGCACUGAUUAACUUUAGAUUGGAAUUCUGUUACUAUCGUUUGUCACUGCAUCAUCCCUCGUAGUGCAUGAUAGGACCUUCACAUUAAUCAGAGUAAUGUUGUGUGUGGAUUGUAAACUUGUGAGGAUUCAAUCCAAGGCAUCUUGCCAAAUUGCCUGAAAUUGCAGAUUAGAAUCAUCCACGUGGAAAUGUUAGCCAUGUUUAAGAAGAACUUGGUUUGUUGAAUGAUAAUAAGAAAUGUAGUAGCAUCCAAAGGAACAGAAUCCAUUUUUGCAGUGAUGAAAAGUGAAUUGUAAAUUAGAUCUCUUGCCAAACAUUUGAUAAAUGAAAUCAAUGUUGGUGGUUCUGUGAUGAUCUGUUUCUGUGAAUUAGUUUAAAAGUCUGUUGUCAGUUGAAUUUGCAUCACUGCUACAUGGAGGAGAUGAGAAUCUAACUCGAGCCUAGACUGUAAUUCCCAUUUGAGGCAGGAGGAAGAGUGCAGCAAACGUGACUAAAAGUGUAAUGAAAAUUCAAGUGUUGGUCUUUAGGGUUUAAAUGAUGGUUAUUUGUUAAGUGUGUGCUGACCCAGAGGGUCGGAAAUGAGUAGAUACAUUAUCUCCUAAUUACCAUGCUAGGUGGCAAUAGGUUACAGAAAGUAUUAACUGAAGGUGUGAACAUAGAUACUAUGUUGACAGUUCUUUUAAGCUUCCAUCUGUUUUAUGGAUAGUUUAAUUUUCUGUUCAUUAAAUAAGACUUUUUUUUCAUGUUCACAUCGUUACAUUAUCUUACAAGUGUGUGACAAAUACCUUGGUUUUAUGAGAACUGACUCAAGAAAGCUACUCCUAAGUACCAGUGAUACUUACAUGUAUAUGAAAUAUACAUCAAAAACGAAUGAGUUCUGCAUUGCUACAGGUUUUUAACACAGUUAGCACAAAUCAUUUGUUGAAAUCAGGUUCUUAAAUGUAGGUCAACCCAUGUGCUUCCGAUAACAAAAGCUUGAAUGAUUAGGGUUGGUGUUGUCACAUUUUGGUGUGUGAAUUAUUUCUGUUGGGGUGAGGCUUGGAGGCAGAACUGAGAACCAUUUAACCUCUGUCCAGUCUUUGAAAACACCUGACUCUCAAUUUUACUUUAAAGAAGAAGGAACUAACUUCAGUGUUCCUCACAACAAAGAUGGACUGUUUCUCUGCUCUCAUUGGCACACUACAGGUAAUGAGAUUGAAUGCAUCUUUCCAAAAAGAUCACUUUUGAAGUGAGUAAAUUCCCAAUUCCUGAUCAUUUGUCCAGAAUAUAAAUUAUUGUUGGUAUCUUUGCAGCAGUCACCAUCUGCAGACCUGCCUCUACUCUGUGCUGCUUUAAAACCAGCCUCCAGGAGGCAACUGAGUUUGAUGGAACUUUCCUUCCUAAACAUUAUAAUGUGUUGGGGAAGGAAGGGACCUAAUUGUGCGCAGGACUCAUUUGCACCAUUCUGUACUACAACACUGUGUUCUUCCAAAUCGAGCUAACUGCACGUAUUUCCACUUAAAUUAGGAACUGUUCCAGGUGGAUUAAUAAGUCAUGUUUUCCUGUUACUGAAAGGUUUGUCCAUUUGUUUAGUAUUGGAUGCUGCUGCGUAUAACCAUCCACGUUGAUCUAGUAUCUCAUUAAAAGGCAAUUGGAGCUGAGAAGAUUUUUGGCAAAUCCCAAAACGUAGCAACAAGAAAGGAAGAUAAACCAUAUAACAGAUGCACUAGAUAGGGGGAUGUUGGAAAUGUUCUAUAAUAAUAUGUGUAGAUAAUGUAAAGCAAGAUAUGUAAAUGUAGGUCUAAAUAAGGCAAGAGGUAUUUAUUUGUGUAGAUAAAUUGCAGGAGGUGACAAAUCCUUCAGAAUUUAUUAAUAUUUGAAAGUUUGAAUUUUGUUUUGAACAUUAUAUAAAAAAUUAUUUUAUGGACCAAGAAGAAUUUUACUGCCAUUGCACAAGUGCAAUAUACAACCACUAUUCAUAAUCAGUAAUCAUGGCAUUGACAAUCGGUGUAACAUAUGGACUGGAAUAAAUGUGACCUUUUGGUGACUGAAGGCUAAAACAUUCAUUCUCUUCCCUCGUUUCAGAGAUAGGUACCAGUUCCCUUGAGUUUCAGAAUAUGAACCUGACUUUUAUACAAGAAUGGAACUUACAAUGCAAUGUGGUAGAUAUGGCAACCUAAGCUGCCAAGAUGUCCCUUUCUGAGUGCAUUGCAUGCAUUUCACAUUGAGUAAUUGGUUACUUUCCCUGGAUAAUUUGAGAUGUUGAUAUUUUCAUUCUGAAUCUGUUCGACCCUUGUUUUGAAGCUGCAAAAUUCUAUUCGUCCCAAAGCUGAAGCAAGUGCCAAAUAAAAUUUUGUGUUUAUAUUUCAGUCUGAAGCAGAUAACUAUCUCAAGGCCCUGAUCAGAAUUUACUUCAUUUUCUUCACUUCCCUUCCCUCCAAGGCAGACACUGAUCUCAUGGUGUCACCAUUACAUGUAUGAUCUUUCGAGUAUUAAACAACUGGGUUCAGAAGUCUGCCCUGAGUCUCUGUUAACUGUACCAGGUAAUGAAAGUGCCCUAGCUGUGAACCCAUCAGCGAUGCAAAUUCAGAUCUCCACCAUCUCACAUACAAGAUACAAGAGGCGAUUGUAGUGUUACGAGCAGAUCAACAGCCUUUGCAUCAAUUAAGAUCAAUUGAAUUUCGCAGCACUCCCACACAAUGCAGAAACCAAUGUGUAACUCUGCGUAUUGACACAAAUUAUAACACAUAUUUUUCCACCAGAUUAUCUGAAAUAAUUCCACAUCCUAUUUAUUACGCUGAUAUUUUGAUUUGAGCCAAGUUGUAGUUGACAUCAAGGAUUAAUCACAGGAUCAGGCACUUGCUUUAAUAAUGCAGUUAGCUAUUCAGCGUUGACUGACAUUUAUUUUUGUCUCAGACUGAUUUCCUUAGAGUAAAAUCAAAUACAGCAAUCCUAUAGAAGUAGGUUUUCUGGCCAAAGCUCAGAAGAAAUCUCUCGCAAUCCUGAGCAACGCAUAAUAGACAAACACAAUGGUACAGGUUUCUAGCACUCUGUAUAACUCACUGAAGGGUCACCAAUAAAUCCAGCCACGCCCUUCACAAGCAUGUGAACACUUGGUCAUCUUGCUGCUGAAAGGUAAGACAACUUGCUGCAUUUAAGCAUUAGCUGCUGAAGCCUCACAUCACUGUUCGUGCAAAAUCCAUGGAUAUAUUGAUAACUUUGACAGUAAUUUUUUAUUCAGAAGUGUUUGUUAUAUUUUGUUUAUAGAAAUGUUACAUAUAAAUACAAGUUAAAUACACAACUGAAAACUUGAUCAAUCUGUUAAAUAGCUGAACACCCCAAAUUAACUAAAGACUAUAUUAGAUUUAAGCUGCAGAAAGCGGUCUCCAUUCCUUAGAUUUUGGUUCAUUGUGGGUAGAGAGACCUUUUACAAUCUGUUCACUUGUGUGUAAACACUCCACACUUGCACAAAUUUCUACUUCUGGCUGUUGUCAUGCAUUGUUAUGCCUAGGUGUGCUUUUGUGCGUAAUUGUAUGUUAUAUGGAUUAAAUGAAAUUGGGACAGCAUUAAA